Messenger RNA from Monomorium pharaonis (pharaoh ant), 1572 nucleotides. RefSeq lists its product as uncharacterized. The coding region runs from base 471 to 806 and encodes 111 amino acids. The record is from RefSeq and is a predicted model, not a curated record. The transcript has 2 exons. NCBI's taxonomy places the organism in Eukaryota, Metazoa, Arthropoda, Insecta, Hymenoptera, Formicidae.
UUGUGGGCAAGUUCACAACAUACAUGCAGUGCAUUAAUUUGCUCGAUAUGCUUAAUCUCGCUUGGCUAUCUGGGUACGAGCUCUCGAGCUUAUAUGGAAGCUUCACGGGAAUUACUUUAAAGCUCGCGGGAAGCUCUUAAAACAUGAUUUCUAAACUCCCUGCGAGCUUAAAUAAAGCUCUCAGGGAGCUCUCAAAAGCGGACAUAGGAGCUCCCGAAGAGCUCCGUGCGAGUUCUUUUGAAGCUCAAAUGAAGCUUAUGAAAAAUUUUGUGAGCUCCUCGGGAGCUCCCCGUGCUGUGUGGACUCAUUGGCGGCCGCACCCAACCCGGGGGGGGGGGACGGUGAUGGUCUCUCUUUCCUUUGCGCUUAUUUUAGUUUAAGAUUCUUAGCAACCCGCAUAACGAAGGGUGGAAGCCGCGAAGGAAGUUGUGUGCCAGAAAUGUAAAUAACAGAGCAGCCGUCGCGGGACCAUGGAGAGGAUGCCGGAUCGGCAAUGUGACAGGACCCCGGAUAGCCGAAAGACUACAGGCGAGAAAUUAGAAAACGGAGCCGGACAUGGCGUAGCUCGACGACAGCCGAUGCCAAGGGGGAACGGUGUGCACCCUCGCGUCCUAGACUCGGGCGGAGGACCCCAAAUGGAGCGGGCGACAUGGCCUCGAGGCGAACGAUCGAGAAGGAGCCUGAUCGACUCCGAACCGAUCCAGUUAGCAGUCAAGAGGCGAUCGAGCCGUGCGUACUUGCGACCCUACGAAGAAGCAUGGUCAGUGCAGGGGCCGCCAUCGGACAGCGAGAUCCGGAAGGACUAGCGGAAAGACGCCCCAGCGACAAAAUGAUCCUGGCGCGCGAGUCAAUGCGCAGAUCCAUGCGCGAAUCGAUGCGCGGAUCGCUCCCGGCGCUCGCGGGUUCCCUAGCAAAUCACUGUUCGGCAAACCGGCAACGAGUGCGGUUCAGCAGCCAUCGACGACGUCCGUAGAUUGUAAGGCCACCGUGCGGUAAGUGCGGAGACGAGACGGCCCCCGCGACUGUUAAUUGACCGCGUAAUACCGAGAUCAGCAAUAUGCUGCCGUGGAUGUAAAUACCGAGACUAAUCGGGGCAUAACGCGGGGCCGUGUCGAUCUCCGUCACUAGAAUUAAGUAUCUUUACGCCUAUCGCGCUCUCCCACGGAAAUCGCCGAGCCAACAGUCAUAGGCCGGAAUUCAUAGUCGAAUCUUAUUCAAGUUCCAGCUUAAGCACGAUCUUGAGACGUCAAUGCUGUUAUUUCAUUGGUUAAGUAAGUCUCAAGUCGGCUCGAAGCUAGACUUAAGACAAUGCUUGAGCUUAAGAUCGGUCUAUGAAUCCCGUCCAUUGUAUCGCGGAGAUCAGACGAAAUUAGUAGAAAUUGAGACAUUGCCGGGGCAAGAUCGUCCGAAAUUCGCCGCCAUGAGGGCUUACCGAGAGCACGCAGACCGCGCGUGCCGGUUCAUUAUUGUGAGAGUACCGAAAUCAACUCGCGCUUGUGAUGUAUAUUAUCCGCCAUUGGCGGUAACUGCGAUACAUGUUCUAAAAUAUAUUAUAUGUUAUUUUAAUUAAAA